CACCGUAGAUAGUGUCAUUGUCACUGUCACUUAUUUUCAUUCGGUUGUUAUUACUUUUCUUGAGUGGAAAGGUUUUCACAAGAAUUUAAAAUGAGUCUAGCUCGCUAUGCCGUUCUGGGCCGCAAUCUAAAGCACUUAUUAUCGACUACAACAGCUCCAAGCAAACAAGCCUUAUCGCAACGUUUGAGCCAUGCCUGGUCGUACCGAACAGCAGCUCCUGCUCAUCCGAAGGCGGUAACAUAUACUGCUGAAGUCGUCUCUGGCAUUAUGUGGUGGUGGAUCUUGUGGCAUCUUUGGCAUGAACCGGAACACAUUACGGGUGAAUUUCCGGAACCAGAUCCGACUCAAUGGACGAACGAAGAAUUAGGAAUUCCACCAGACAAUUUCGAUGAGUGAGUGUGGAAUUUCAGCGUUAGAGUCAAUAUGAGAUUGUAAAUACCCAUCAGAAAUGCUAAUAAAUCCUUGUAGCAACGAAA
This is a messenger RNA of Bradysia coprophila, 476 nucleotides long. RefSeq names its product NADH dehydrogenase [ubiquinone] 1 beta subcomplex subunit 2, mitochondrial-like. Gene Ontology annotation, biological process: mitochondrial respiratory chain complex I assembly. Lineage: Eukaryota; Metazoa; Arthropoda; Insecta; Diptera; Sciaridae. The record is from RefSeq and is a predicted model, not a curated record. Gene Ontology annotation, cellular component: respiratory chain complex I; mitochondrial inner membrane.